Molecule: messenger RNA, 1959 nt
Organism: Sinocyclocheilus rhinocerous
Lineage: Eukaryota; Metazoa; Chordata; Actinopteri; Cypriniformes; Cyprinidae
Product: dnaJ homolog subfamily B member 2-like
Exons: 8
Coding region: 624-1763 (379 amino acids)
Molecular function (GO): Hsp70 protein binding
Source: RefSeq, a predicted model, not a curated record
GUUGUUCUAAUAGGGCGGCCACAGGCCCUGGGACUGCUGGAUCUCUAAAACUCUGUAUUAACAGGGAGUAGUGUGUGUCUCGGUGAAGAGCACGCGUGUUUCAGCAGCACCAGCUGUCAGUGGCCAUAUGGCCCACACAAAUCGCUUUUCAACUUUGGGCUUGAAAUAACAUCACAUUGUGUCCGGUUUCCAGAGAGUUCCAGACAUGGGCAGGCCAGGCUCCAGGAGAAUACCAGUCUAUGUUCAGUCAAUUAAUGCAAGUCCAGCACUUUGUGAUAAACUGUCAUAAUAAGCAACAGUUAAUUGAGUUGCUGUCUUCCAUUGCACUGCGUUUGAGCAUGAGCAGAAAGUCCAGUGGAAAACCUGUUAGAAGUUCUGCCAGUAAAGAGCCUAGAAGAUUAAAGUUGUUCAAAUAAACCCUUAAUAAUUAUCGGAUACAUUAAAAUGAUCAAAAACACAAGUACUUGAUCACAGAUGCCUAAUUGUGUGAACAUGACUGUAACUGACAUGUAACAACAGUUCUGAAAAUCGUAUAAGGGUUUCAGAAACACUUCUUGACACAUUUUGAUGAUUUAUGAUUUUUCACACAUGUGAGUAACAGGUGGACUAAGCUGAAGGCCGCAAUGGUGGAUUACUAUGAUGUUCUGGGAGUGUCACGAAAUGCUUCUCCAGAUGACAUCAAGAAAGCUUACAGGAAACUGGCUCUGCGGUGGCACCCUGACAAAAACCCAGACAACAAGGAAGAGGCGGAGAAAAAAUUUAAGGAGAUAGCGGAGGCCUAUGAAGUUCUUUCAGACACAAGCAAACGAGAUGCUUACGACAGAUACGGUAGAUCAGACAUACCAAGCUCGGGCUCUGGUGGUUCUUCAUUUCCUGAUGACUUCCCAGGAUUCAGCUUCACAUUCCGCAGCCCAGAUGAGGUGUUUCGAGAGUUCUUCGGAGGGCAGGACCCAUUCACAGACUACUUUGAUGAUUUCCCAUUUGGUGGAAUGCACAGUGGGCUUCACAGCUCCUUCUCCAGGCUUGGGCCUAGUCGCUUCUUCUCUUUCCCCUCAGCAAAUGCUGAUUUCACCUCCUUCUCUUCUUCAAUGGGUGGGAUGGGCAGCAUGGGAGGAGCAAACUUCAAGUCUGUUUCUACUUCCACCCGCAUUGUCAAUGGAAAACGUAUUACCACAAAAAAGGUCAGAGAAAAUGGCCAGGAGAGAACAGAGGUUGAGGAGGAUGGGGUUUUGAAAUCGGUCCUCAUCAAUGGUGUGGAGGAUGAGAUGGCCUUAGCUCUGGAACUGAGUCGUAGAGAGCAGUCCAGUCAGCCUCCCAGACAAUCCCAGCAUCCACUGCUCCACCCCUUCAACAACAGCUCUGCAAACCCCGCUCUACGCUCCUACAGCGCCGCCCCGUUCUACCACUGCCCCGAUGCCAGUGAAGAUGAGGAGGAUGAAGACCUGCAGAUGGCACUGGCCUACAGCUUGUCAGAGAUAGAGGCCCAGCAGCGGGCAGAGGACGUGAUCUCAGGUGCUGAGGGAGGGAGGGAGAAGCAACCAGGUGGUGGGAAGGGUGCCGUUCAAAAAAACACAGAUCAGAAAGAAGUACCGGAUAAUUCAAAACAAAGCACCCCCUUGUCUCCAGAGGAUAGACUGACAGAACAGGGUCGGGCUAGAGGUUCAGAAAGUGUUGUUGUACAGGAUAAGGAGAAUGACAAAAUGACAGCCAAUGGGACUAAUGUGGUAAAAAAGAGGAGGAAGUGUCGGUGCGUGGUCUGUUAGUAAGAAUAUGGAGAAUCAUCAUGCUUGUGUGAAAUUAGCAGAGUUAUAACCUUAUGUUUUCAUCUUAUGGUUGUUUUUUUAAUCCUUCCUGAAGUUUUUGAGUGUGCUUUGACUUACAGCUCUUAUGGCAUUGCACAAAUGACUGUUGAAAUUGUAUUUUCUCGCAUUGAGAUAUGAGUAACAGGUGCCAAAAUGU